CGCGGUGUAGUGGCCGUUGCCGCUGGCCGGCGGCGCAGAGCGGAGCGGAGCCCGCUCGGGACGCUCUCCCGCACCGGCUGCCGGGACGGGGCGGCCGGUGCUACCACAGCGGCGGCCCCAUGUUUUCCUCCAGCCAGGAGGAGCUGUGCGCGCUGAACAAGGAGCCCGUCAAGUAUGGGGAGCUGGUGGUGCUGGGGUACAAUGGAUCCCUCCCUAAUGGUGACAGGGGGCGCAGGAAAAGCAGAUUUGCCCUUUAUAAACGAUCUAGAGCAAGUGGAGUUAAACCCAGCUCUGUCCAUGUCAUCUCUACUCCUCAAACUUCAAAGGCAAUCAGCUCAAAAGGCCACCACAGCAUCUCUUACACAUUAUCCAGGACCCAGACAGUUGUAGUGGAAUAUAUUCAUGACAGAGAUACAGACAUGUUUCAGGUUGGGAGGUCUACAGAAAGCCCCAUAGACUUUGUAGUAACAGACACUAUUUCAGGAAAUCAGAACAGUGAUGAAACCCAGAUUACCCAGAGCACCAUCUCCCGAUUUGCCUGCAGGAUUGUUUGUGACAGGAACCCCCCAUACACAGCAAGGAUCUUUGCAGCUGGCUUUGACUCGUCUAAAAAUAUAUUUCUUGGUGAGAAAGCAGCCAAGUGGAAAAACCCUGAUGGCCACAUGGAUGGAUUGACAACCAACGGGGUGCUGGUGAUGCACCCCAAGGGAGGCUUCACAGAGGAGUCCAAGCCUGGGGUGUGGAGGGAGAUCUCUGUCUGUGGGGAUGUCUACACGCUUCGGGAGACCAGGUCUGCUCAGCACAGGGGCAAACUGGUAGAAAACGAGACCAACGUCCUGCAGGACGGCUCCCUGAUCGACCUGUGCGGGGCCACCCUGCUGUGGCGGACGGCGGACGGGCUCCUGCACUCGCCGACGCAGAAACACAUCGAGGCGCUGCGGCAGGAGAUCAACGCCGCCCGGCCCCAGUGCCCCGUGGGCUUCAACACCUUGGCCUUCCCCAGCAUGACCCGCAAGGACGUGGUGAAGAAGGACGUGGAGGAGAAGCAGCCCUGGGCCUACCUCAGCUGCGGCCACGUGCACGGCUACCACAACUGGGGCCACCGCAGCGACACGGAGGUGAACGAGCGCGAGUGCCCCAUGUGCAGAACCGUUGGCCGCUACGUGCCUCUGUGGCUGGGCUGCGAGGCCGGCUUCUACGUGGACGCCGGGCCCCCCACGCACGCCUUCACCCCCUGUGGACACGUGUGCUCCGAGAAAACUGCCAAAUACUGGGCUCAGAUCCCUCUGCCUCACGGCACUCACGCCUUCCACGCCGCCUGCCCCUUCUGCGCCACGCAGCUCACCGGCGACAACUGCGUCAAGCUCAUCUUUCAGGGCCCCAUCGACUGAGGAACCGCAAGGAAACGACCACAAUAAAAGUUUUUUUGAACGGUUUACUGUGAAGAUUUUUUGCCACUAAUUCUAGAUUUUACCUUUUUUUAUAAUGUUGUUAAUACAGGGGGAGGUAGGGUGGGGAUGGGGGAAGCGAUGAGGAGAUGGAGGGACCGUGGUGGGAUUGGGAUACAUUGAUACCUGGAACUCGACAGAUAUCAGUGGUGGUGCAUGCUCGAAAGCAGCAUAUUCUUGGAGUCUUCUUGGUCAAAUUGUAGUAUAUUUGUAAUCUUUUUAUUAGUACCCCGGAUCAGAAAAAGGUGUCUUAAAAUGAUUUUUUUAAGCUAAGAUUUUUUAAUGGAAAGGUUUUUUCUUCUAAACUUUGACAAGCCUUUAAAACCUAUUUUUCAAAUCUAGAAGGAACAUACAGAAUGUAUCUGUCUUUAAUUUGCAAUAUAAUUUAACUUGAAUAGUUUCUCAAGGAGCAAAUACAGAAUGUGUGGACAACCAUAGGUGAAUGUUCACUAGAGAUAAUUGGAUAUGUAAGAGAAAAAUUAGCUGCCUAAAGUGUAGAGGAUAAAAGCUAUUAAAAUAUCUAUUAUGGUAUAACACAGCUGGCCAAAAAGGCAUCAAAGAUUACUUGAAACUGAGGAAAUCCUGUUUGCAUUGAUUUCCUUUCAGUCUAGUAGAUAUCCACUGGCUAUUAGGUAUGGGAGAUGGCUCAUUAUUUUCUGCUUUGGUUUUUUUUUUUUCCCAUUUAACCUGCAUCUGGUGAAACCACUUUGCUCUUUUCCAUACUUAGCUCUGGGGUUUAAGCUGAUGUUCUCUGUGUGUGUGGUCUGGCCUUUGUAUUUCUGCUUUGCUUGCCCUCAGUGCUCCUUCCCCAGGACCUUUGGGUGAGUGGAGGCCACAGAUUCCCAAAAUGGUUUGGGUUGGAAGGGACCUUAAAGCUCAUCAGUCCCACUCCCUGCCAUGGCAGGGACAUCUUCCACUGUCCCAGAGUGCUCCAAGCCCUGUCCAGCUUGGCCUUGGACACUUCCAGGGAUCCAUGGGCAGCCACAGCUUCUCUGGGCACCCUGAUGGAGCCAGAGGUGUGUCCAGGCCUUGCUGCAGUGAUGAAGGGUGGUGCCACAGCAGGAGGUUCAGGUACAGCUGGUACAGAAUUUAUUUCCAUAAACCUGAAUUCAGGGGAGCACUUAGUCUGUCUUUAAAUCUGAGCCCAUGGUUGGGACUGUUGAGAUUCUCAAGAGCUUCAGUGCAUUGUGGUUAUUUGCUGUUAUGUUUUGAAAUAAAGAAAAAAAGCAAUUUAAAAUAAAUAAUUUUUUUAAGCUCACUUUAAGGCAUUUUCACUAGAAGGGAGAGCAUCAUUUCCAGUUCAGCUGAGCAUUUUUGUUCACUUUUCAACUUGCUGCCAUCUGUCACCUUUUCUUUUGCAGAUUGAGUUGUGUUUGUAUCUCUUUUUUCCCCCAAAUGUUUGCAAAUCAAACAACAUUCAAAUGUAAUCAAAUAUAUGCACUGGGGUGGUACAUCUGAAGUGGAUCACUUGAAAUUCGUGACUUUUUAAGAGAGCUGAUAAAUGUUUACUAUGGAAAUAAUUAAAUCAGAAUUUCAUAUGAGGUGUACCCUGCCCACUGCUAGGCUCAUUUCAUGCAGAAUGAUAACUCUCUGAUUUGUGGGUUUUUUUUUUUUCCUUUAUGCUUUCUGUACUCUUGGUAUCUGAGGUAUCAAUCUAUCCAGGUUUUAAAAAAAUAAUUUGGGAGAAAUCUAUAACGUCUCUAGAUGAAAUUGAUCAUUCAAGCUCAGUUCUGUUUAAUCAACUAUAGCUUUUUGCUAUAUUUGUGCCCUUUGUAUAAAUAUAUAAUUUAUAUGAUUUUAAUAUAUUCUGUAUAUAUAUAUACUUGAAUUGGCCUGUUCAUAUUUUGGUUGUAAAAUUGUUUUAUAGUUAACCUUAUAAACAUUUUACAUGUCCCUUGACAAUGGGGAUAGAUUUUGUCUGCUGCUGUUUUUAGUAUAAUUUUGCUGUAUACGUGUUCAGCAUUUUAAUAAUUUGAAAAUAGCUUUACUUUUUUUUAUGCUUUUGCUGUUAAAAAAAAUACAACUCUGCAGCAUUUUUUUUUCUCUAAAAGCCCCAAACUCUGUACAGUUUUUGUCCCACUCAGUGAUUGGAAACAGGAUAAACCUUGUUAACCUACAACUAUAUGCUUCUUCCUAGUGCCUUUUCAAAGAGAUCCUCUUGUGAUUCCAUAUUCCAAGUCCUUUCUCCCAGUCUUGUGGCUCAUCUCCACGGAGAGCAGCAGCCCAGCCAGGUGGGGGAGAAACCCAGCCCCAGAGGUGCCUCUUCCUCACCCCUGAGCCCCCCUGCAGGUUCCUCAGGUGCCACAGUCAUUCCUGGUUAGCAGAUACCUCAUUUGGGAGAGGCAGCCUCACUCCUCCCUCCCUCCCUCCCUGCUGGACUCACACCCAGGAGAUGCUCCUGGCUGCGUCCAGGCCCUGCUGCUCCCUCCCUGUGCAGCAUUCCCUGAGGCUGAGCUCAGCAGGGUCUGCACAUGGGCUUGUCUCCUCUGAGCCCCCACAGACUGGAAACACCCAGGCACCACCUCCCUCCCUCCCUCCCUCCCUCCCCCAGCUGCUUCACCCCUUCCCUUCACCGUGCAGUUGAAUUGCUGCUUCAGGGCUUCAUCUCCCUUCUGCUCCCUGUGGAAGGUGAAUGUGAGGUGUUGGAAGAAUCCUCUCUGGAAACACAGCACACCAUCAGGCUUGCUUUGUUUGCCUUGUGUGAAGCAGUACACUGGAUGAUGGUUUGUAUCCAAGGGAAGUGGCUCUUUGAAAUUGUUUAAACAAGAUUUUUUUUUUUUUCCUUUUGCUGUUGGCAGUUCUGUAUAACACAAGGAAAACUUUGAGAAUCCCAGAAUGGGCAAGGCUGGAAGCGACCACAGGGACUCAUCUGGUCCCACCUCCCUGCUCAAGAAGGGCCAUCCUGCAGCACAGGGCAUGGAAUUGUGUCCAGAGGGUUCUGGAAUAUCCCCAGUGAGGGAGACUCCAAACCCUCUCUGGUCUCUGCUCAGGGCUCAGUCACUGCACAGGGAAGUUCUUCCUCGUGUUCAGGUGGAACUUGUGGGCAUCAGUUCCUGCUUGUUCCUCCUGUCCACAGAGCAGGGCCUGCUCCAUCCUCUUGGCACUCCCUUUGGAUAUUUAUACACAUUGAUGAGGUCCCCUCUGUUGUCUCUUCUUGGGGCUGAGCAUUCCCAGCUCCUUCAGCCUUUCCUCCUGAGAGAGGCUCCACUCCCUUCACCCUCGUGGGAGGAUUUGCCUCUGCUGUUCCUCCUCCAGCAUCUCCGUGUCCCCCCUGUCCUGAGGAGCCCAGAACUGGGCACAGCCCUCUGGGUGUGCCUCAGCAGGGCUGAGCAGAGGGACAGGAUUCUUCCCUGGGCAGCAAUUUCCCAAGGUUUGUGUGGAAUUCAGGGACCUUGCUGUUCAAAUCCAGGGUCAGUCCUGCAGAGUUGGAUUUGCUGGGGAGGCAGAAAAGUUUGUGACAUGAUUUUCCUCAAACCCUGCUCUGAUGGAAUGAUGGAGCAUUCAGCUCUUAGCCCUCACCUUCCCCAGCUCCAUAAACACCUCCUCUGCUCUGGUACCUCUCUAGUAAAAGGAGUUUGUGGAUAGAUAAAAUUCGAGUCAGUGUACUUGAGAAGCACCCUCAGGUUUAUUCAGUAUUUCAGUGUUAUGAUGUUCCCUGCAUCCCAUUCCCAAUGCUGGCAGUGUAUUCCAUAAGGAUUUUUUUAUCUCCUCUUACUGUUGAUUCUAUCUGAAUGCCUCAAAAGCAGCUUUGACUGCAUAACUUAGAACUAAAAGUAUUUUUCUAGUCUGAUUUUUUUUAAAAAGAUGAUAUUUGUCAAAUCCAUGCACACUGGAGCUGGAACCCUUCCCUUUUCCCUGGCAGCUUUCUGGGAGAGUGAUGAAGUCUAAAUAAAAUGAGUGGUGAACACUGUUCUUACUGGGAGUUGCUGUCCAGUUGUACAGGAGAGUUCACAUGAGACUGUGUUUUACUCAGUAAUUUUUGUUCAAAUUUUGUGCAUCAAGCUACAGCCAUAGCACUGUACAGGUCAAGUAAUUAAAGAGGAAUCUUUUUUUUCCAUUGUGAGGGUGGGAAUGGGGAUCAGAAGAGAAGAAAGCCAUGGUUGAGCUGGUUCCAGUAGGGACAGAAGCAAAGGAACUGCUUGGAAAUCUGACUGCAGCUGUUCCUGCUUUCAGACCUCAUCCAUGCCCUGCAAAGGAUUCUCCUGAGUUUGUUAGGAAGUUCUGGGAUGCUCUGUGACCUUCCAGUGGACACUCCUUGGUGUUUUAGUGGCAGUUCCUGGAAUUUGGCUUCAGAGCCUGAGAGAGGAGCCAGAGCUGCUGAGUGUGUCAUAGUGAGAAACUGCAAUAACAGAACUUAAUUAUGGUUUAGUGCUUAAUUACAUUUUAGGGCUGUGGUCAUUCUCUGUUUAGUGCUCUUGCAGUAGCUGGUGGAUUCCUCACCAUUUUUCAUUCUUCUGGGAGUGGAAGGAAACUUCUCCAAGAGCAUCAUGUGUCUGUUCCUCCAUCCCAGUCUUGACACUUUCCUGUGGUUAGAGAACCAUUGGUAGGGAUGUGGCUGUGGUGAGGACUGACAGGCAUUUAAAUCCAUUUUUAGCCUGGUAGGAAAACUGACCUGACUCUUCCUCCUCAUUUCCUCAGUUUUCACCCUCCUGUGAGUCCUUGGCUCUUCAUUUUCUAUUUCUCCACACAGUUGCAGGUACACAAAUAAAUACAGCUUGGAAGGAAAACAAGGAAAACACAAGUCAGGUGGUUUUGCAGUGUCUUUUGACAGAUUAUUCUCAUUACUCUGGGUUUUCUAAGCACUGGUCCCAAGUCUGCACACUCAGUGUUGUGAGGUGAAAGGACAAAUGUAGAAGGUAAGGCUGGUUUUGGGGGGUGGGGGGAGGAGAGGGGAUAGUGUCUAGGAUGGAGUCACAGUGGCUCUGCUGUCCCACUGAGUGCAGUGGAGUGACCCUGGGCAGGCAGUAGAGACAGACCUUCACUGUCUGUGCUGCUCAGUGUUCAUUUAUUGGCAGCAGAACAAAAAUUGGAGCUGCUUGGACACCCAAACACCAGAAACAAACCCCAGUGUCUGUCCAGAUUCCCUCACUGGGGGCAUAUUUAUGUUUUCCUGGUGGGCAAGCCAGUCUCCAAGUCACCUGGAGUCCCUCCUGCUGCUGUCCUGGGGAUUAGGGAUGGGAGUGGCUCUUGGAUCCACCAUGGAGAGCCCUUGGAAGGCAGCACAGCUGUAGGAAAAGCCUCUCCCCCAGCGAGCCCUGUGUGAUGGAGGGUGAUGUUUACCUUCAAAGCAGUGUGAGCAGCUGUUCAACUUCUGGGUAUAUUUGUAAAAUUGGUCUUUUUAUACACCGUGUGAAAUGGACUGGAAUAAUUUCUUUUGCUGUUGUACCUGUGGAAGUACAAGCCAUUUUACAGGAAAAAAAAAUUAUAAAACAAAUUAAAAUAUUAUCUCAGUA
This is a messenger RNA of Serinus canaria (Common canary), 6901 nucleotides long. RefSeq names its product pellino E3 ubiquitin protein ligase family member 2 (gene PELI2). NCBI's taxonomy places the organism in Eukaryota, Metazoa, Chordata, Aves, Passeriformes, Fringillidae. The record is from RefSeq and is a predicted model, not a curated record. The coding region runs from base 120 to 1391 and encodes 423 amino acids. The transcript has 6 exons. Gene Ontology annotation, biological process: protein polyubiquitination; regulation of Toll signaling pathway. Gene Ontology annotation, molecular function: ubiquitin protein ligase activity; protein binding.